This is a messenger RNA of Phycomyces blakesleeanus NRRL 1555(-), 946 nucleotides long. RefSeq lists its product as hypothetical. NCBI's taxonomy places the organism in Eukaryota, Fungi, Mucoromycota, Mucoromycetes, Mucorales, Phycomycetaceae. Bases 34 to 927 code for a protein of 297 amino acids. Gene Ontology annotation, molecular function: methyltransferase activity. The transcript has 3 exons. The record is from RefSeq and is a predicted model, not a curated record.
GUGCUCUCGCGCGGAAACGACGAGCAGGAUCGCAUGGUCGCACAGCACUACAUUCUCCGCACCGCAUUUGGUGGCGAUUUCUCGGCUCCUGCUCGAUCCAUGCUCGAAAAGGGCUGUGUGGUUCUGGACGUCGGCUGUGGUCCUGGCACCUGGACAAUGGAGAUGAGCACCGAGUUCCCAAACUCGAGUUUCAUUGGCAUCGACUGUCUGAAUGCCUUUCCGCGCGACAUCAAGCCAAAGAACUGCCACUUUAGAACAUGUACAGUUGGCCAGCAAUCGUCUACCACACUAGCGUCUCUGCCGUUUCCUGACAACAGCAUUGACUACAUCUUCCAGCGUGAUCUGAAUCUUGGUCUGCAGGCACAUAUGUGGAGUCCGUUGGUUAAAGAAUAUCUACGAAUCCUUAAACCUGGAGGAUGGGUAGAACUAAUGGAACCUGAUAUGGAAACACAAAGUAGUCUUCGAAACGAGUGUGCCAUGAAUGACAAACUUCUUUAUGGCCUUUCGCUUCGUCAACAAGACCCUUAUGUUGGUCGUCGUCUUCCUUCGAUUCUGGCUGUCAAUGGGUUCAGACGGGUGGAAAGCGAAUUCCAAUCUCUUCCUCUUGGAUGGGGCAGCAGUCAUGCAUCCCCUUUGAGCUCUCCUACACAACCCACACAUCCCAACGCAAGUGAAAGUAACCCUCGUAAUCCAAGUUUACCAGUCGACCUUUCACCACCUUGUUCCGAGUUUGCCAGAGCAGUCUCCAGCCACUAUUUGUUUACCCUCCAGUCUCUUCAGCCCUGGUUAUCUGCAGUGAUCAACAUCAGUCCUGAAAAAUAUGCUGCCACAAUUUCCAACUUGCCGGCCGAGUGGAAACAAGCGCGCACUUAUAUUAACUGGCAUUGCGCAGUUGCCCAGAAACCAAGAACGGAAGAACCCUUCUAAAGAAAAGGCAGAAACUUGC